AUGAGAUUUUCUAACGUCGUUUUAACUGCAAUUGCCGCUGCCGGCGUACAGGCAGAUGAAGCCCUUUACACUGUGUUCUACAAUGAUGUCACUGAGAACGCCCAAGAGUAUCUGUCUUACAUCCAGGCCAAUACUGCGGCUGGUUUCACUGACCUCUUGAGUCUGUACACUGAACUGGCCACUUACACCGACGAUUCUUACACAAGUAUCUUUACUGAGGAGGAUUUCCCUGCGAGCGAACUUUCAUCGUUCGUUGUUAACCUGCCAUGGUAUUCCUCCAGAAUUGAGCCACAAGUUGCGGCUGCUGAAACUGGUGAAAGUGAGGAGGAAUCAGAGACUGGUGAAAGUGAGGAAGAAUCAGAGACUGGUGAGGAGACAGAAACUGAGACUGGAUCUGAGUCUGAAUCUGAGUCUGAAUCGGAGACCUCCGCUACUGGCACUGGCACUGGCACCUCCGCCUCUGAGAGCGCGGAGACUGAAACUUCUACCGACGCUGCUGUGUCUAUCGAUCACCCAAAGUCCACCUUAUUGAUGGGUUUGACUGCCGCAGUUGUCAGUAUCACUUUCGGAGUCUUUGCCUUGUAA
Komagataella phaffii GS115 is the source of this 585-nucleotide messenger RNA. RefSeq lists its product as uncharacterized. The transcript has a single exon. Bases 1 to 585 code for a protein of 194 amino acids. Lineage: Eukaryota; Fungi; Ascomycota; Pichiomycetes; Pichiales; Pichiaceae. The record is from RefSeq and is a predicted model, not a curated record.